AGUUUGCUGGCUGAAUCUUGCAAAGCUGUCUCUUGGGGAAGAUUGGGUUACCUAUAUAAUGAAGUAUAUUUCCAGUUUCAUUGUGAAGAAGGAGAAAGGAUCCCGAAAGUGGAUCACGAGACCUCAGGGGAAUACCAUUGCAUCUUUGACACAGUGCCCCCUUUGAAAGGGACCGUGUACGUGAAAGUCAAGCCGCACGUGGUCGCCUACAAGAAGUCAGAGCACGGGAACGAGGGGGACAUGGGGCUGCUGACGUGCAAGAGCACUUCCUACCCUGCUGUCACCCACUGGCGUUGGUUCAAGGUGGAGGGCGAGGCCUUCCAGCUCAUCGUCAAUGGCUCCGAGGAACGGUUCUUCAUUCAAUCUGAAGGCAACAAGACAGAACUGCGGAUUGUCUCCCUAAACCUUCAGAAGGACCCGGGCAACGGCACCAACGACCUGGGCGAAGGGAGCGCUCUGGUGGGCCUGCGGGUGCGCAGCCGCCUGGCAGCCCUGUGGCCGUUCCUGGGGAUCGUGGCCGAAGUGCUAGUCCUCGUCACAAUUAUCUUCAUCUAUGAGAAGAGGAGGCAGCCCAACCAGGUCCCUGAUGAUGACGAUGGAGGUUCCGCCCCACUGAAAAGCAAUGCCACAAAUUAUCAGGACAAGAACGUGCGCCAGAGGAACGCAAAUUAAGCAGAGGACAAGGUGACAUGACAGCUAAGCAGAUCGCUUCGGUGUCCCUUCCACCCGUACUAUGUGGUAGCACCAAGAAUAUUCUAGCGCAUCGUCGCAAAGAUCAAUUCACUUCACUUUUUAAGAGAAACUUAAAAUCGUAGAGUAAAAGAUUUCUUCUUUUUUUAAAAAAGGAACAAAACCCAGUCUUUUUUUACCCAUAAGUUUUAACACUCCCCCUAUGGUUUCGUGUGGUUUUAUUUCUGGUCCUUUUUGCCACAAUUCUCACUGUUGAGCCUCGGGUGUUGGGGAGGGAACUUAGGAAAAGAAAAUCCAUGCGACGGAAGGCGUGUUUGAAGGGACAGCUAAGGUCCACCUUCCUCUCUUGGCCUCCCUGCCACCCCCGAGUCAGUGGCUUCUUUCUCUAGCUGCAAACCACAGGAGGAGCUGCCGAAAAGUGGUCCCAUUUCAACGGAGCAGUAGAGUGAGGCUUGUCUCCCAACCUUUUUUUUAAGAAUGACCCUCAAGUUUGGGAAGGACACCAUGCCCGGUGGUCAGCAACUCGUUUGGCCAGGAUAAGACGGAGGGAGCGAAAGGCAAAGGGAGAAAGCUUUGUAUCUUCUGUCACAAAAAAUCUCUUUUGACCCCUUGCAGCUUUCUCCUGUGACCCCUUUCCACCCUACAAAAAAGUACGUACAUAUAAUUGUGCCACGGAGAGGCUCAGAAGUGAGCAGCAAUUUCCUCUCCCUGUUCCCUCAAAGCUUGAAGCCAGAGCUGGGCUGGGGGGGUUGCUGACGCAUUUAAUUUCCAGCUGUGCAGUGCUCUGUCCUUUUCAUCUCUUGCUGCUGGUGGUGGCACUGUUGUGGGGCUGGCAGAUAGUGGGGGGUGUUAAAUGGCUUCUUCCACUUGCCCAGGGGUCUGCAGCGGCUAGGACCAGGACACCCCCAAGUACCUGGGCCAUUCUCAUUCAGUGGCUCUCCAGAGCCUGAAAGGAGAAGAGAUUCACGGGGCGGCCCCCUUUGUGCGGAUACUGUUGGAAAUAGUUUUGCUUGUUUCAAAACGAGCUCCAAAUAAAGCAGACUCACUUUUUUCCCCCUC
Messenger RNA from Rhineura floridana, 1749 nucleotides. RefSeq names its product basigin-like. NCBI's taxonomy places the organism in Eukaryota, Metazoa, Chordata, Lepidosauria, Squamata, Rhineuridae. The record is from RefSeq and is a predicted model, not a curated record.